Messenger RNA from Catharus ustulatus (Swainson's thrush), 6700 nucleotides. RefSeq names its product ring finger protein 180 (gene RNF180). The transcript is spliced from 8 exons. The record is from RefSeq and is a predicted model, not a curated record. Lineage: Eukaryota; Metazoa; Chordata; Aves; Passeriformes; Turdidae. Gene Ontology annotation, molecular function: ubiquitin protein ligase activity; metal ion binding; ubiquitin conjugating enzyme binding. Gene Ontology annotation, biological process: positive regulation of proteasomal ubiquitin-dependent protein catabolic process; norepinephrine metabolic process; serotonin metabolic process. Gene Ontology annotation, cellular component: endoplasmic reticulum membrane. The coding region runs from base 192 to 1937 and encodes 581 amino acids.
GGGCCGCGCUGGCGGAGCGCUUUCCGCGCCGUUUGUCUCCCGUCUCUUCCCGUUCGCGGGAGCAGCUGCUGCUGCGCAACCCCUUCCCCGCCCGCCCGGUCGCUCCAGUGCCGUCGCCUCCUCCUCGCAGCCUCGCGCGGCGCGGCCCGGCCCGGUCAACAUACAGAGUUGCAAAAUCCUAAGUUGAUACAAUGAACAACCAAGAGGCUGGUGUUCUACGUUGCUGGAGAUGUAGGAAAUACAUAGCAAAUUCUGUUUUUAUUGCAAAAUGUAAUGCGAAAGAAACAUGCAAAAUAUCACAAUCUUCAGCUGCAGCUCAGAAUCCUUGCAAUGUAUGGCAUGUGAGCUUAGAUGCCAUUCCAGAGUGGGUGAAAUGUGUCAUUGAAAAGGCACAGUGGACAAUUGGAAAACUGCACUGUCCAUUCUGUGAGGCCUGCUUAGGGAGCUUUAACUUUGUUUGCAACAAAGAAUGUUCCUGUGGACAGCUAGUAAAUAGACAUUUCUGCAAAACUUGGACUGAGCCUCCGCCACCUUUCUCUGUUAAAUUGUCAGAAUCAUCAGAAAAACAUUUGCUUCUCAAAAUGCAGUCUGGUUUUAACAAGGGUAUGUGCCAUGAAGUGGUAACUGCAACUUUAGAAAUCAAAAAUCACAGACUUUCCUAUACAGCUGGAAGUAGUAAUGGUGCUGGAAGAUUAACAGAAGCACUUUGUCUAGAAGCAAGAACUCCCAGAUAUGAGAUAGCAAGUAAAAACCUUCCCUUAAAGGCAUUAAAUGAAAAAAGAAAUCUCCCUUCUUCCCAUCUUAUAAAAGGUGCAUGCACUGUGAAUCCUUUACACAGAAGAUCACAUAGCUUGGAUUUAAGUAUCAGAGAAAGACUUGUUAUGUCACCUGUGUUGUAUAAUACUUACAGUGUGGCAACACUUUACCGUGGCCAAAAUGAAAAUCCACCUGCUUACAUACAAGGGAGCUUGCAAUUAGAGUCUAAUAGGAAAUAUGGUAGUUCCUUUCAGGAUCUGUAUAGUUCCAGUGCUGACAUACUACAAAACCAAUUUCAAGUUACUCCCAUUACCAAAUUACUACACAGAGAAACAGAAAGUGAGUGUGAUUUUGAAGUUACUGGACAAUCUUCUGGGAGCAUCAUUGCUGAUGGGUCACCAUUUGUGAUUAAUCUUCCCUCGAUUACAAGGGCUGUAGAAGACAAACAGUACAUCACACCUGGUGGUUUUGUGCAGCCUACAAGUAUUUUCUCCAACCAGAAGCUGAGUAAGAGAGAAAGAAACAAGUCGCAAAGCCUGAGGAGAAAACAAAGAAAGCGAGAGCAAUGUCUACAGAAGCAAGAAUUCAGAAGGCUACCAGUCACUGGAAAUCUACAACACGUAGAGCCUGCAAAUGAUAACCUGCUAACAGAUGAUGAACAUGAACUCAGAGGAGAUAAAGAAAGCUAUCUCUGUGCUGUGUGUCUGGAUGUUUAUUUCAAUCCUUACAUGUGCUAUCCAUGCCACCAUAUCUUUUGUGAGCCUUGCUUAAGGAUGCUUGCCAAAGACAAUCCAACCAGCACUCCAUGUCCACUGUGUCGCACUACAAUUGCCAGAGUCUUUUUCCAAGCAGAUCUGAAUAACUCUACCAGAUCUUUUUUCCCUAUGGAAUAUUUGAAUCUAAAGGAAAAUUUUCAAAAAUCCAAUUCCGCUAAAUGGCCUCUACCAAGCUGCAAGAAAGCAUUCAGAGUUUUUGAAGCAGGUUUUCGGAGGCGCUCAAAUCCUGUAACAAGGAGGCAUUUCCCCCAUGCUGCUCACAGGAUGGACUAUAUGGACUUCGAGGAUGAUAGCCGUGGAUGGCGGUUUGAUAUGGACAUGGUCGUCAUCUACAUUUAUUCAGUCAACUGGAUAAUAGGAUUUAUUGUUUUCUGUUUCCUUUGUUAUUUCUUUUUCCCUCUUUAGGCUGUAGAAAUAACAGUUAAGGAACGUGACAGUCAUGUGAACCAAAAAAUUGUGAAUAGAUGAAUGUUGAAAAAGGUAAGAUGUUUGAUAAUGCAUUUUUAUCAUUCAGAAUUGGAAUAGACUGCAUCAAGCAUACUGUGAAGCUGUUUGAUACUUCUGCUAUAUGUGAGAAAGUACUUGAGUUUGGUUACAAAUGUAAUGUGAAAUCCACAUCAUACUUCAUUCAGUGGGAGUUUUGCUUUUGGGAGAUUUUGAUGGGAAAAGAAUUUAUCCCUCAUUUAUAAAAUUAUUGUUCUGUAGAUGUACUCCCAGUUUUUAGGGGAGGUCUGUGUACUACAAAAGAAUGUCAACUACAGAGUGAUUUAGGGGUUUGACUCUGUGUUGACACACUUUGCUCACUCAUUGGUGCUUCAAUUCCUCAUACAUAAAAGCAGUAAAGAUGCUUCCUACUUUUACUCAGACCCUUUGGGAGCAGCAGCAGUGCUGUACCAUGCAUUACAUAGACAUUUAUCAGAGUUAUUUCAGUGGCAUGAUCCAAAUCCUGGAAAAUUUUGACAACUGAUAGACCUGUCAGCAUUCCACUGUGGAUAUUUUGAGCCUAUUAACCAAAAAGAAAAAUUAUACUGCAGUGUGCUGCCAGUUCAUCUUUUCAGCAAAUAGCAAUCAAAAGGAAUCAACUAACAACCACCGGUUCUGCGCAAUAAGAGGACCAUUUUUGUGCAGAUUCCCAGUGUUGCACUGUAGCUUUUUUACCCAUUCAGAUGAGUGUGUUUGGAGCCAGCAAGGCAGCUGAUGGAGGGCAAGCAGCAGGCCUGCCAGUUAUGAUGCUGUGAGACACUGACCCAAAUAAAUACUGGAGAUGGCAGCAUUCUCCGGUAAGAAAUCACUAUCAUUAUUAAGUUGCUGUAAUAAUUGAUACUUUAAAAUGUGGGCUCUCCAGGACUUUAUGUCUCAUGGGAGAGUACAUAAGAGGGCACAGUAUUUAUUUGCACCUUUCUUGUGAAAUGGUUCUAAAGCACUUUAUAGUUAUUCUAUAUAUAGAUUGAUGAGAUACCGAAACAAUCAUUCCAGACUUGCUGCUUUACACAAUAUUUUAAAGUGAAAGAGCAUCUAUUAAAUUAUAGUAAAAGAUACUAGAAACAAAUGUGAGAAUCAGGUGCUGAAGAAUGGUACAAGGUAGUUUAGGGCUUUACUUUUCAGGAAGGUACAAGGAAGUUUGUAUUUCUAGUGACAUGACUCUUCACCAUACACUGUACUUUCAUCUAGAAAAGCAUGUGAGUGUAGGUAUAUUGUCCCUCUAGUUUCAGAAUUUGUGUGGGAGACCUGUGGUUUUUCAGUAGGUGGUGUACUCCCCUGUUCUAGCAGAGAACAAGGAGAAAUGUGUUGUGGAAGGUACCAUCUGCCAAAUGUGAUGGAAUGAAAUCAGAGUUUUAUUAAGCAUGAGCUUAUAUUCCCUUACUGGAGCAGCUCCAGCAUGGUCAGUGUCUUACAGGCGGGAUCAGGACCAUAAACUUUCACCUAAUCUGAAAACCAGCAGUAAAUCAACUACUAAUAUUAAGUUUUCAUACAGGCUGCGUAAGAAAAUCUUUUCAAGAACAUAUGAGUAGAAUUAAAAAUUACAAGUACAACUAUAUUGAUUAGACUAAUUAAUCUUUGCAAUUUUUUUAUAUAUACAAAUUUAAAGAGGUGUAAGAACUGAAAUUCACCAUCACCACAUAAUCGUGGUUUUGACAAAAAUGCAUUUGUGAAAUGAUAAUAAUCUUCUUACUUACUUUGUCUCUGCCUAAAAGGGACCAGCUCUAUUAUUAGUGGCAUUAAGCAUAAUGUUUUAAAAGCUUUAAGGCUGUAAUAAAAUAUUUGAUUGAAGUGUUUUAAAAGCUAGGGGGUGUAAGUCAUAGGCUCCUGUUUGGCUACAUGCAGAUGUGUGGGUGUGUAUGCUAAAAUAUUAUCCGUAACUUUAAACAGUUCUCUCAUAUAUGGCAGGAUUGGCAUUCUAACUACAAUUUUUGUUUGCCUCUCUAAGUUUAUGAAAUUACUGCUCAUAUGUCAGAAAAGGGAGGCACCAACUCACAUCUUAAGACAAAAUUGCUUCUUCCUUUUGAUCUCAAAAAACCUAAAAUAAAAAAAGUCAUGAAAAAUUAGUGACAUAGUCUAAAAUUCUAGUAAUAAUGUUAUUUACAUUUUUAAUGAGGAUAUCUGAUAAAGCAAUAUCCUUCAGUAAAUACUCAAAAAUAUAUUCAGACGCAAUUAAUAUAGAAGCUAGCUAGUUAUAUAAGAAAAAGUUACAUCAUUUUUAAUAGCAUGUUACCAUGGUUUUAUUUGAAGAAGGGCCACAAAGAAGAGUAAAACUGCAAUCUAAUAUUGGCCUCUUUUGAAAAUUUUCGACAAGAAUUGAUGACUGAGAGUAGCUACAUUUUCCUAAAAGUUAGUAGGUCUCACAAUUCUGCAGGACAUUUCUAAUUGUUUAAUUCUACCUUUCUUCAAGGCCUAAACUGUUUCUUGAGCAAUAUUGUUUUACUGUAUAUGGAUUGUUAUUAAUUCCAGAGGAAGAUUAUUUUUAAAUUAUUAAAAAUGUACAUAAUGAAGACUACUCCAACUCUGAGAGAUACUCCAUAGCAAAACACCUAAAAAGCUGUAGAGUGGAGAUGCACAUUUUUUUGUCAUAUGCUGGGGUUUUUUGAGAUAUGUACUUUUGUAAAAAUGCAGUAACAAUUCAGAGGCUCAAAUUUGGUUUUCCUUGAAGUCUGCUGUAAAUGCUGUUACUAUCUCUUGGAGCAAGAGCAAGUCCUUUGUAGGCUAUUUUCUGGUUAAAUUGAUCCUGAUCAGCAAGCUUGUAUUUCUUAACUACCAUAGUAUUAAAAUGUUUACAAUAAAAUUUGAGUUGUUUUUAAAUUUUUGCAGUCAUUUCACUAGAUUCUACUUGGUGUAAUUACUUUCUUUUCAUUCAUUGUCUUCUUUGAUAUCUCGUUUGCUUCCACUUGGGCUGCAGGAAACGUUGGCUGAAUUUUUUGCUACUGGGAUUAACUCUUUUUAUAUUAGCUGCCUUUUAUUUGUUUCAGUACUUUCCAGGCAGCUUUUGUCAUCAUCUUGUGGCAUGGUCUGGAUCUUAACACGUUCUGAUAAUGAAGAAUUCUCAGUACUGGUGCUGUUAGUCAAGACCUUUAAGCUGUUGAAGACAGCAGAAAUCCAGGAGACUUAGGUUUCACUUUUAAGGCAAAAGAACUUCAUGCCUACUCAGAAUAUGUGAGGUAUUUUUGUCCAGCAGUGGGUAUGUUUGUAGCUCCCCUACCUGCCAAAGAUUCGGUCAUCUUGCUUGUCUCAUAAGACAAUUCUCUAAAAAGACCUCCCAGACAAUAGCUGGUUGGGGAGCAGCUGCUGUGAAGCACAACAGAGUCUUUCAUGACUUGUGCUGCCUGCAGAAACUCAGAUCCAAGUUGAGCUUUUUCCAGUAUUCUACAUACAUGCCUUAUGUUUUUAUCACGUCAGCAGCAGCUCAAUUAGUGAUACUGAGAUGGAAAAGAAGGAGGGACCAGAGUUUAGGUGCAUUCUGUCAUUUUUAGAGAAAAUUAUUGUUGAUAACAUGAAAGUCUGUGAGUAAGAUUAGCUCUUGUAGUUAUCAUAUGACAGGUAACUGUCUUCAUGGUGUGUAGUGUUGCUUUUGUGGAUGUGUUUUCAGCAUCUUUUGUUCUUUGCAAUCAUGACAUUAUAGCUAUGAGAUGUGCUCUCUUCUCUGGAUAAUUCCAGGUCACAGAUUAACAGAAAAGAAAGGUAAGACAGACAUCAAGAGCAUCUGCUGGUGUCGAGCCCCAUACCCAGGCAGAGGCUGUAAAGGAGGAUACUUUGGAUUGCUCUGGAUCUGGAAGAAGACACCAAGCUAUCCUUAGAGAUGCCUUUCAUUUGGCAGAAAGUUCUAAGACAGGUAGUAAUAGUAUAAGGACUUAAAGAUCACAGUUUUCUGUCUCAAACACAGUUACCACAGAAAGACUUUGCCAUGUGAUAAGGAUAGAAUGGAGUGACAGGAUGCCUAACUCCAAGCCUGCAAGGUCUAGCUAGCACAUUCUGGGUAAUCCAAACAAAAAUUCUCACCAUGGCAAAGUGUGUGAAGAAGCUGCUGCUCAUGUUUAUCACUGGUCAAGUAAAGAUCCUGAUCAGCAGGUUAUGGGACAACUGCAACCACCAGAGGCCCCCUCCCCCAAAUAUGGAUACCUGAAACUUGGACUGUGAAUUAAGACACCAUGAGGAAUAUUUGAGACAAAAUAAAGGUGGUACUAUUGUCUGAGUGUUAUCUCAGGCCUAGGGGAGGAAAACAAAGCUGGAGAAGAAAAAUGUAUAAGUGAUAAUGGCUGAAUUUCUGGGCCACAAGGAAAGCCAACUCACCAAUAGUGCUGAUGUCAGGUCAGUAAAAGGUAAUUCUGGCAGGCAGAGAUGCAGCCACCAAUUCACAACCCAGAGGAUUAAUGAGCGUGGGACUGAUUAGCAUUAGAAGUGAGGGAAUAAUUUAACCAAUAGAAUAAGGGAACUUGGUAGCCAAUGACCAUUAAUUCCUUUGCUUACAAAAAUGUAUAAAUACCGAAAUCUUUUGAAUUACCUCAGAGCUCCAACCACCAAGAUCCCCUGGGUAAAGAAGGACCAAAAGGACACUGCUGGAUCCAUGGAUGGUGAUUGUCUUCUGUUCUCUCUCUCCCUAUUUUUCUUCUCACAUACUCUCUCUCCCCCUGUCUCUUUCACUCCCAUUUGUUGUUAAAUAAAAUCCGUACCAUUGA